CUUACUUGAUAUGGGUGGUCUAUCUAACCCAACUAGGAGUUUAACUGCACGUGUUUUUGGAAGGGGGUGGGGCUUAUCUUUGUCUAGUGAUGGGAGGGAUGGAGUAGCACCUCUCGUUGGGAGUAGCGCUGUCCAGGCUGAACGGCAUUACUUGGGUUCCACUAUGGGACCUAAUACUUCCACUCCUGUUUCUCAGUCCAACCUCAACCCUAUCCGGUUGGUAUCAUCUGAUGCGCUAAGUGGCAUAAUCACUGACCUAGCAAAACAGAUUGGGGAUAAUAUUGCAGCUAACUUGUCCACCAAGCACCAGCCCAGUGGUAGUCGGUCUUUUUCUCACUCGUCUGACCAGUCUGCUAAUGGCUCUGGACCCAGCUGAACGUGGUAGUGCAGCCGAGCUUAGAGCCGCCUCCAUUUUUUAAAGGGGACGGUUCUGACAGGUUCUCCAUACAUGAGUGGACAAACAUGAUGGAGAGAUAUGCUGCCAAGAUGUCGUACACUUCCCAAAGUGAGAUGUAUGAAUUCCCGAUGAGCAGGUUGGCUGGGAGGGUGAGAGAUGUUGUUAGGGUGUCACUUCGCAGCCAGGUUGGGUUAGCGCCUGCCCAACUGCCCUCUGCAGUCAUUGACAUCCUGAGAUGCCAGUUUAGUGACUUUGCCCACUCCAUCAUUCCUAUGAAGGAUUUUUAUGGUACCCUUCCGAAAGCUGGUGAGUCUGCCCUGGACUACUGGAUAAGGCUUAAUAAAUCAAUUGAUGCUGUUGACGAAUGUCUGCAAAGGAGGGGGAAGUGUGUUGAUGAUCCUAGUGUUGAGGCGGUGAUGAUGUUCAUAGCACAUUGCCCAGACCCCGACCUCGCUGUUUCUUUUAAGUUUAAGCCUGCAGAGAGGUGGUCUGCUGCUAAGGUGCGGGAUCAGUUGGACAACCACAUGAGUAGCAUGAGGUUUCCUGUUGGGGCAACCCGUCGCCCCCAGUGUGUGUCAGCUCAGGGACAGUGUGUGGAUGUGUCACCUUCACCAUGUUGUAACUGUAGGCUUGCCCAGCAGCCUGCCCCUGAAUCUAGCAUUUCCCCAGCCAGUUUUUGUGCUAGUGUUAGUGGUUCCUUUCCGACUAAAGUUGACCAGGCUGUUGCAAUGUCCCCACCCACAGCUGCAAACCCAACUAUUCCAUCUGGCGUCUAUCCGCCUGAUUUAGGGUUGAGUCAGUUGGCCACUUUGCUUAACAGUGUUUUAGCCAGGUGUCCAGCUGCCUUACCAGUAUCCACUGUGUCGAGCACCCGGCAGUCCUGGCGUUCACGGAACUCAAUGAGCCCUGCAAGGUUUGUCAGGCACAAGAUCGUUCUACCUAUGCUCACUGUAGACGAGAACGGUUGUAUUGUCAAUGUUUCAGUCCAGACCAUUUCAAGAACCGGUGUCCGCGCUCCUCUUCCUUGCCUCAGGUGGCUGGGUCAUUGUCAUCCCCGGGGGCUGCUUUAAACUAACCAGCUCAUGUCAGGGGAGGGGUGGCAUGGAUGAAGAGGUGAACUCCCUCACCGAACCCAUUGACCUGAAGUCCAUUUAUGAAUCGUGUUCCAGUUCGCUCCCUCGAGAUAAGUCAGUUAUCUUUGUGGGAUCGCAGAGACUUGAAGGUGUUGGUGAACAAUUUUAUGCUCCAGUGGCGUUCAGCGGCAGACAUGUGCUCAGGGGCAUGCUUGAUACUGGCAGCAUGUCAUGCACUCUUAGUGAGGCGGCAGUGUCUAGUCUGGUGGCAGCUGGUGUGCCUAUGCAUCUCCAACCUGUGCCUGAUCAAGUGGUUCUCAUGGGAUGCGGUGGCUUGAUGACAAAACCUAAAGGCAUUUACGAAUUUGACAUCGAAAUUUACGGCUUGCAGUUUUCAAUACCAAUGCUUGUUGUUUCUGGCCAGAAGAAUGACCUUAUUAUUGGCAGUAACGUUCUUAGACCUGUCACCCGGGAGCACUGUUAUUGUAGAGCCAACCUCCUCUCACUCCACGCCCAAGAACAUUCUAGUGGGGCGGGUUGUUACACCGAUACCCCUAUCACUUUGCAACAUAAUGCUAAGUUGGCGGAUGUCUUUCCCUGUCUGGCGCUGGAGGAUUUGUGCUUGACUCAAGGCCUGUGCGAAAAUGUACUUGUCCCUGAUGGUGCUGGCUCCAGCCCACCCAACGUGUCUGAUCCAGAACUGAGGCUGCGUGAUUCUGAUUUGAAUGACAUUGAUAUUGACGGGUGUGAAGUAUCAUUAGAUUGGAAACAGAAACUAGCUGAUCUCGUUCUCUCAUACCUGGAUGUCUUUUCCAGGGGGAAAUUGGACUGUGGAGAGGCCCGAGGUUUUGUGCAUCGUAUUCGGCUGUCUGAUGACAAGCCGUUCAGACUGCCUUACAGUCAAGUGCCCCCUGCCCAUUACCAGCAGUUGCGAGAGGUCUUGAUGGAGAUGAGGGACAUAAUCAGCAAGUCUGUGAGUUUGCCUCACCCUUGGUGGUGGCUUGGAAGAGGGAUGGUGGACUGCGCAUAUGCACUGACUUUCGCAUGAUGAAUGCAAAGACAGUGAAGGAUGCCCACCCAUUGCCUCACCAAGCUGAUUGCCUUGCAGCCCUUGGCGGUAAUGGCUUUUUCAGCACGAUAGUCCUCACAUCGGGAUUCUAUAAUGUCCCUUUGCAUGAAGCUGACAGGCAUUACACAGCCUUCACGACGCCCCUAGGGCUAUAUGAAUACAACCAUCUGACUCAAGGCCUCUGCAACAGCCCAGCGUCAUUCAUGUGCAUGAUGCUUAGCGUUUUUGGAGACCUCAACUUCUCCAGUCUGCUCUGCUAUUUGGAUGAUCUUCUUGUCGUCAGAGAGCGAAGCUUUGAAAUGCUUGGAAGUGGUGUUCUCAUGCUUACGGGCAAACAACUUAAAACUUUCCCAAAAGAAGUUCUACUUCCUUAGGAGAUCUGUCAGGUUUUUGGGGCAUGUAGUGAGUGCUGAUGGUGUUUCUGUUGACCAGGAGAAAGUGAUAGGGACUUGGUGAAAGGAUAGGGACUUGAUGGAGGAGGAUGGCUGUACCUCUUCCCAGAGGAGGGUACGAUCCUUCUUAGGAAUGGUUAUGUUCUACCAACAUUUCAUUCCUGGCUGUUCAUCCUUAGUGAAGCCCCUGUUUGGGCUGACUGCCGGUCAGAAGCGGAUACGUAGAGGGGCCAGAGGGCAUAGGAAACCUGGGACGUUUCGUAAGCUGACCCCCCAGGACUGGACACCGGCCUCUGCAAAGGCUUUUGCUGAUUUGAAGCAGGCUCUGCUAAAGAGCGUCAUACUAGCGCACCCAGACUUUAAUCGGCCAUUCAUUUUGUCAACUGAUGCUUCACUGGAUGGUCUGGGCGCAGUGUUAUCUCAGGUGGCUGAAGGGGCAGAGAGGGCCAGACCAAUCGCGUUCGCUAGUAAGUCGCUCACACGCAGCCAGGCUAAUUACCCUGCUCACCGCCUGGAAUUUCUAGCAUUGAAGUGUGCGAUAAAUUUAGCCACUGGCUCAAAGGUCACAGUUUUACGGUUUGGACUGACAACAAUCCCUUGUCAUACAUCCUAACCAAACCCAAACUGGAUGCCUGUGAGCAGCGCUGGGUCGCUAAAUUGGCGCCAUAUUCCUUCGACAUCAAGCACAUCCCUGGUAGGCUGAACAUUGUGGCAGAUGCCCUCAGCUGGGAUCCAUUUGUGAAGCCUUUGUCCCAGCGUCUGCUGUCUGAGCCAUACACUAGGCUACUCGAUCAGUCAAGUGACUUGCAAGUUGACCAGGUUCAAGAUGCUUUCCGGUUGACAUGUCAGCCGCAAUCAUUGUGCGUCUUAGGUGUGUCUUCAGGAUCCAUGACUGGAGAGGAGGUUUCCUCUGUGCUGGGUGUGCACGAUGCUAGUGACUGUGCCUCUGAACACCGUGUGGCUUCUCUCGUCAAUCACCUUAGUGAUGUUGGUUUGCCGGAUGCAAAUUGUCUCUGGCGGAUCUACAGUCUGAACAGAGGCAUGAUCCAGUCCUCUCCAGGACCGCACCUCUUUGUGGGUUCAUGGGCAACCUUCUGAGUUGGGAUCCGACAGGGAGAUAAUUGGUAACUUGUCUCGUGUAGGGGACUUGGUUUGUCCUCUAUAUCCCACUGUGGCCGGUGCUGGUGGUUCCCCAUCCCUUGUGAUUAACGCCCCCUCCGGUCAUUUGUCUGUCAGUCCUAGUGAUGACCUGCCUUGUUCUGUUGUGGGUGUCCAGGAUCGUGUUUCUCGGUUUGGGAGGGUGAUUAGACCAGUUAGGCGGUUAGUGGAAUCCAUGGUUAAGUUACAGACAUUUGCGAAGCACAGUAAGUAAACACAAAAUCACAAAAGUAAACACAAAAGGUGGGACUGUUCUUCCCCUCUGUAGUGCUGAUCUAUUCUGGGUUUUUCAGUCAUGAUGAGCAAGGGGCCUGAGUCUGUAGUGUAUAGGGCACUUUAACCUGCUGGAGUUUCCUGGGGCAUUGCUUGGCGCAGAGUGUGCCCUAGUUCUCCAUAACCCUUUUGGAAGGGGUAGUUCUUAACUGGUCUGUGGUGAGGCACCGUUGUGACCCUUGUUUUUCACAAGAAACCAGAAUGGUUGUAUAAUUCUUGGGGGGACUGACUGGUUACACAUGUCUAUCUCGCUUGGACGUAGCUUUGAACAAAGCCGUCCGCCAAACAAAUAAAUAUAGACGUAUUAAACCAUUCUUACUGCUGAUAUAUAUACCUAAUAAAGUAAUCACUUGAGUAGUAAUUGAGCAUCUUUGAUUAUAACCAAAUAUACAUAAGAUAAGAUACACAUAGUAAUUCCACACGAGGGAAGUUUACUUGUUACAACAGUCUUUUAAAGAUAAUUAGCAAUAGAGAACAAAUCAAAGGAUUCUAUAACAAUAUGAUAAAUAAAAAAAAUAUAUGUGAAAAAUUGUGCACACAAUUCAUGCUGAAUUGCACAUACUGUUCACACCAUUCCGUCAUUCAUUUGUAUGCGGGAAUAAAUCCGUCUCAAUGAUUAUGGUAUGUUAGGUUUAAUUUUAGAAGUUUGUCAUAGAUAUUACCUGAAAAAAUUUAAUGUUAAGGACAUCUGAGAAAUUUUGAAAUAUUUUAUUAUGAGAGGUGUAAAAUAGCCCUAAGGAAAUGCAAAUAGUGUCUUGUUAAAUAUUUUCUUAGUUGAUAUUGCUGGUAUAGCCCUUCUGCAUGUGUGCUUUUAAUCUUAAAUACUUGCGCCUUCUGACAUCCCACCUCACCGUUUGCUUCUGCUUAUUUAGUUCUCACCUUCAAGUGCUUUAUUCCUUCAGUUAGACGGUUAUCUUUGAAUAAAUCUGACCUAAUAUGUUUUUAUUCGUUUUUACCUGGAACUACCUGCUUUAUUGUUGUCUUAAAUCAAUCUGUCAUUGUUUUUAAAUUGCUGCAAAAUGUACUGCAGUAUAAUUUCAAUAAAUCCAUUUACUGAUAAUUCCAUCGUAUUAAACAGACCUAACGCUAGCCUAACAUCAAG
This is a messenger RNA of Brienomyrus brachyistius, 5464 nucleotides long. RefSeq lists its product as uncharacterized. The transcript is spliced from 2 exons. Lineage: Eukaryota; Metazoa; Chordata; Actinopteri; Osteoglossiformes; Mormyridae. The coding region runs from base 1373 to 2518 and encodes 381 amino acids. The record is from RefSeq and is a predicted model, not a curated record.